Acanthaster planci (crown-of-thorns starfish) is the source of this 7308-nucleotide messenger RNA. RefSeq lists its product as uncharacterized. Gene Ontology annotation, biological process: microtubule-based movement. Gene Ontology annotation, molecular function: ATP binding; microtubule motor activity; microtubule binding. The record is from RefSeq and is a predicted model, not a curated record. Lineage: Eukaryota; Metazoa; Echinodermata; Asteroidea; Valvatida; Acanthasteridae. Gene Ontology annotation, cellular component: microtubule cytoskeleton.
GCGGCCAACUUACUAAGUGAGCGCUCCUUCAUGGUCAUCAUAGCAGGUGAAACGUAUCAGUGUGGGCAUGUUUCCACUCACUGAACACCUUGAGUUGUGUAAAAUCAGAGUUCAUGCCAGUGAGAUCUGAAGCUUGACAGUUCCUGCUCUUCAACAGCUGUGAAUGAAUAUCCAAUUGGACUGAACCAUAGAGCAAUGUAGUCCUUCACUGCCAGAACAGUCACAUUCAAAGAAGGAUUUGCCUACCAGCCUCCAGCAAUGAUGCUGGUACGCUGGUAGUUUGUUAUCUCGUUAACCUCGUUUGCUGAGGAUGGGAAGUGGUUCGAGUAGCUCCAAGUCGAACACGCCAUCUCCAGCAUCAUCGAAGACAUCAUCAGCCAGAAUGCCCGAGCCGUCGAGCCGCGGCACCAGCCGGGGCCGACGGCAGUUUGAGGAGGUCCAAUUUGAGGACCCCAACGCGGCCCGCCACCCAGCUCAGGGACAGUCGUCAAAUGGCUACGCAGGUGGUCUGGCCCCACAGGCUAACUACGGGAGCACCCAUGGUGGAGGGGGAUUCCCCCCUCAAGCCAUGUACGGGGGUGGAAAUUAUGGCGCCUAUGGAGGUUACAGCGGACUUCCACAGGACCAGUGGCAGCAUGCGGGACAUGUGGUCAAUACCCAGCAGCGAGUAGCUAACACCUUGCAGUCCCACUACCAACAGGCCCAGGCACCUCCUCAGCUCACCCCUCAGCCAAACCAGGAUCCAGAUGAGUUCCUAUCCAUGGCACUCCAGAUGCAAGAACUGGGAGAGGAUGACAUUGUGUUUGAGACAUUCCACCAUAAUAACGGCCGAUCGUAUACCUGCAUCAAGCAGUCCGGAAAACGUCACUAUCUAGACAACUGGGACACACAGGAAUGGCAAACCUUUCCUAGCGCCUGGGUUGGCCAGGGCCACUUCACAGUGGAUGGGGAACCCAUUCAGGACCAUAGCCCAGCGACCUCGAGCAGAAACAGCAACAACUAUGCUCCUCCAACAACCUCCAGAAUCCAUGAUGUCAACGACAUUGAUGUUUCCCCAGGGUUGGGAGGUGGUAACAGUGACGACAGGGCCGGUACCCUCAGGCAUCCAACGAGGGGACGGCUGCUGACCUAUAUAUUUGAGGAGAAGCGUAAUAUCCACUGUUACUUUGACGAGGAUUCAGGCAUGUGGGUGAAGAUGCCAGUGUCGUGGGAACAACACAGUGACUUCAUUAAGCCGCUCAUUAGACAAACACAGGAAGCCGUGCCCAUGUGGAAAGAUAAGUAUGACAUCAUCGCUGCCCUGCGACAGAGCAACUACGACCCGGACGAUGCCAUAUCAACAUACUUUGCCAUCGGGGACACUGGGGUGAUGGACAGGCCUGAGCGACUGACCGGCGUCAAUGCCAAGCUUCUUAAAGAGAAGGACGAGAAGAUAUCGGUGCUGCAGGACAAGUAUACCAAAUUGCAAAAAUCUCACAAGGAUAUCUGGCACCACAAUAAAAAGCUGCAAUCGGAGGUGGACAAAAUGAAAGCUGAGCUAGAACAGCUUCGUGAACAGUGCUCUACGCUGGAGGUUGAGGCUAAGACAGCCAGCCUGAGACUGGCAGCCAUGCAGCAGGAGAGACCACGGACAGGCAGGCCGGUCACAGCCAGACGCAGGGCUCCAACCCCGGACAUUGAAACAGCAGAACCAGAUACAGAUCCCGAUUCCACCUUCGAUGAUUCCCCUAAGCAUGCCGUGUCUCCCCCGCAGCCGGCAAUAGUGGUAGAGCCCCAGGGUCCUACCAUUGACACAGACCUUCUGAUCAGUGUGAAUAAAGCAGCCAAGGAACUGGACAAGUCCAAGCUGACUCUGAAGAAGGUGGUAACACAGGGCUUCGAGGAUUUGAAGGACCUGGUCAAAGCAGCCGUGGCAGGCCUGUCCAAGAUGAAGAACAUGGACUCCAGCACAUCCCAGGAGCUGGAAGACCUGAAGGUGCUCUACAAGAAAGAGUGUCUGCAGAGAAAGCUGCUCUACAACCAGCUACAAGAGCUCCGUGGGAACAUCCGAGUGUUCUGCCGGGUGCGUUACGACUCUCGUACUGAAUGUUGCCUGGGGUUUCCCGACGAUCAGGAAAUCUGCGCAACCAACCCAGCCGGCAAGAAGAUGACCUACACCUUUGAUAAAGUCUUCACCCCAGCCUCCAAACAAACAGAGGUCUUUGACUUAUCCCUGCCCAUCAUCACCUCUUGCGUGGACGGCUACAACAUUUGCAUCAUGGCCUACGGCCAGACGGGCUCGGGCAAGACCUACACCAUGAUGGGGACGAAGGAUGACCCAGGGGUCAAUGUGCGUUCCAUCCGGGAACUCCUGAGGGUCUGCACGGAGAGAGAGCAGGUGUCCUACACACUGAAGGUGUCUAUGCUGGAGGUGUACAACGAGGCCUUGCAGGACCUCCUGUGUGAGAACAGCGACAAGAAGAAGCUGGACAUCAAGAUGCAGGGCAAGCGGCUGUUGGUCCAGGACCUGACGGAGAUCGAGGUGUGCGAGGAAAGUGACAUCACGCGGAUCAUGGAGAUGGGUGAUGCCAACCGUUCAGUGGCCGCAACCAAGAUGAAUUCCACUAGCUCUCGGUCCCACCUGCUUCUGAUCCUGAAUGUGGAGGGUGUGGACAAGGUCUCUAAGGCGACCAGCUAUGGCUCCCUCAUGCUGGUCGACCUGGCUGGGUCGGAGCGCAUUGCCAAGACUGGGGCCACAGGACAGACUCUGGUGGAAGCGGCGGCGAUCAACAAAUCUCUCACCUCACUCGGCCAGGUCUUCCACGGACUACGAACAAGUGCUCUGCACGUCCCCUAUCGAAACUCUAAACUGACCCACCUCCUGCAGCAAGCAUUGGGCGGAGAUGCCAAGGCAUGUCUUUUUGUCAAUGUGAGCCCUGACGUCAGCAACAUCAGUGAGACACUGAGCACGCUCCAGUUUGGUGCCAACGCUAAGCAAGUGUCACUUGGACAAGCCACAAGGAAUGUCUCCAAAGGCGGACCAAAGAAAUAAAUGGUGAGAGUCUCAGGAUUCGUCAUCCUUCGUCAGUGAGGCUUGCCUGAAGAAAAUUGACAGACACGCCGUCUUGAUAACCGCACUCAGUGAGUGUUUCCACCGGACUUUAUAGGGUAUAAAGAGUCUCAGUUCAAGGUUAGAAGUUUUGGGAACUUCAAAAUCCUGGGAAAUUGUCAGAUCAGAGGAUGUGAUCUUACCCCACGAAUGAUAACGUUUCAGACAUUGGUAUGGUUCACUUGGGGAAAUUUUUACAGAAACUUUUAAAGCCUUUUUGGUUAUUGGGAAGGAUGUGUACUUCCCCUCGCUGGGAUUGCUUUGAGAACAAAUAGAGGAUAAACAUUAAGCACUCUUUUUCGUCCAGAAUCCCAGCAUCCAAAACUACUUUGAUUGCAAGAUAAGGGAAAACAUUAAAAUCUUGAAAUGACCCCAUGUGAACUUCUUAAAAUGUUGAAUUGACUUUAAAAAAGAUCUGUUUUACUGUUCCCAACGGGCACAGGAUGUCUUUUAAAAAGCUAAAAAACACAGCUGUGGUAUCUAAAGAGGUAUUCCUAGAUCUACAGUUUUUCUGUUAAUUGUGAAAUUAUAUGAAUUAGCUGUUGAAAUAUGACAUAUUUAUGCUGAAGUCGUCCCAGUGUAGUAAAGGGCGUACUGAACUAAAUACCAAUAUAUUUUUGCAAGUUGGCAGGAAUGCCUACACUCUCUAUAAGUUACCCUGGAGUUGUGUCUGACUGAAUCAUGUGUUAACAAAUCAUAGCUGUGAACUUUCCAGGCAAUGUGGUGAACUGUUGUCCAUUAUUGCAUGAUUCUGAAUACACAGUGCCAUUGAACCAUUCACAAAUUGGCACGAAAGGCACACAAACAUCAUUUGAAGCUCAAGUUCUUGGAGCUACCUAGCAGUGAGUACCACCUAGCAAAUGUUAACAUGCUGGGCAAAUACCAGCUGAGUCAGUCCCAGACUAUGCACAUUACAUGACACGUUGGGCUGGUAACAUGCAGUGUUGUAGUCAAAACCUCUUAAAUUAUGUCACAAGACCAUCAUAUAACAGUAUUCCUCUUAACUCUGAGCACUUUUAUUUACACGAAUUAUAAAUAUUUGGCACAAGUAACUACAUUCCUUUGAGAAUGUUUUCAAAGUAACUUAAAGCAGUCUAAGAAUUAUCACUGUGUCACUUAAAAGCCAUAUUUGUUUAAUAAAAAGAAACACUUCAAAAAUCAAAGCAAAUAUUUGUAUGAAUACUUCAAAUACAGUUUUUUCUAAAACGGGUUCAGCCAUAUUUGAUAAGGAGCCAUUUUAAAUUGACAGUAGUCCGAAUCUACCUGGAAAACCUUUACACUUCACCAUCAACCUCCAUUCAAACCAGUGCCCCUUUGGCUAGUCACCAUUUCCUGCCCUACCACAAAGACAUUUUAGUCUUUUUCUGGGUAAAUAAUAAGAAAAAGUUAUAUGCUUUCCUAGAAACAAUCGUAAAAGUAUUUUUUAAGGCCAAAGAUAUGUUUUGAAGGUGUGUGCGUGCCAAAAGCUGUAACAUAAGAGUUCCUUAUAUUAGAAAUGCAUGUCUAUAUAUAAAUAUAUUUAUGUGUGCCAGUCAUGCAGUGCUAUUUUAGUGUCUAUGGAUAGAUUUAUGCAAGUGUUUUCACCUUGAUUUGUAACAGUAUUUUUGUACAUCAAAGAUUAAACUAUGCACUUGGCACCUAAGUGAUAUUGGAAAAAAAUAUAUAUAUCUAAGAAUGCAUAUUUUUGUAUUCAUGCAGAUUUGUAAUACCCAGUUCAACUGGUAAACAUGCGUAUUGAUUGAAUGUAUAAAAGUCAGGGAAAAUGACUUCUGCAGUUUAUGUGGUGUGACAGUUUCCAUAGUGAAAUGAUCAGUGCUCAUUCCGAAAUGUACACAUUUAUGAUUGCCAUAUGUAGGAAGCAAACAUUAAUAAGAAAGUGACACAAAAAUAAUCUUUAAAGGAGAAGGAGAUGGAACUGGAAAAAAGAAUUAAGGGGCUUUGAUGAAUUGAGCUAUGAUCUUUCAUUAUUUUGAAGGUUGGUAAUUUGAAAUGUGUUAAUUACUGUUGGGAUAAUAAUUAUAAGUACUCACUGGUAGUGUUGUAGUACUCGUACUCGAGUACUACUCUGAGAGUAGUGAGUCACUACUCUCAGAGACAAAGUCUUCUUAGUAUCACAUGUUUUGACAUGUUUGGAUUUGUGGGUUUUUCUUAUAAAUCUAAAAUUAUCAUUCUUCUUGAAUCCAGUUUACAUCAUAUCACCAAAACGGAAACAAGAUGUUGUUUCUCGGGAUGGCAAGCAGAAAAACCACAAAUCGUGAAUAUUAAACGUGGCCUGAUAUACACUUCACUUUCACAGCUGCUAUACACGUACAGUGAAACUGCAACUCUUGUUAUGAGUUAAACUUCCAUGGCCUCCAUGUCAUGCACAGAUGAUGAGUAGUUUUGGGAAAGUAAGUCUCACUUUUCUUUUCACAUGCUCUGUGUUCAACUUGAUUCCCUGGGAAAGUUUCCUUUUCAUAGUUCCUGAUCGUCAUUUUGCAUUUGUUGAUAACCUGGGUCAUGUUGUAUUGCUGCACUGUGGCUUGGAAGCACACACCAGUCUGUGAUACUGGCAACAGCCAUAACCCAUUGAGUUGUGUGUAAUUUCGAGCUGCAGUCAAUUAAUUUGGACACUGCUUAAUAUUAGCCGACAAACAGUCUAAUGCCAAAAGAAUUGCAUGGUGUUCCAGCUGGUAAUCUGUUUUUGCGGAGCAAUUUUCUCUGUGCAGUUUCAGAAAAUUGGCCUGAGGAAUUUUUGGAUGCAUGAAUAUGUGCAUGCUUGCUUCAGAGCCACAGGGUAAAACUGUAGUCAUUAUAAUAACUUGAGAUUAGAAGCCAUGUAGCUUGUUCCUAAUUUUGUUUUGAUCAACAAAGGAGGAAGUAAUUUGAAGUAAUAACCCACUUUUAUGUUUUGCCCCGCCCUUCCCUUUGGUAUUCUUUAGCGAUGAAGUAAUUACUCUUCUUUGUAUUUGUUUAAGUGAGCCUGUCAUUUUGAGGGAACAACCAGCUCAAUUGACGAAUGUAAUCUAAUGCAGGAGGAGUAUAUUGUGUUGAUAAACUUAUGGCAUUGUUUUGUUUAUUCUUUUAUAUAUAUAUAUUUAAAUGAUCUACUUAAGAAAAGUAUGGCAAGUGUUUUUUUCCUAAUAAAGAAAAUAAUGGUUUGUUUGGGUGCUGGAAUGAGAUGCUACAGUAGGAAAUUGUCUUUGGACCAUGCCAGGUGGUUCCUGCCCUCUACUGGAAUAUGUUAUGUGGGUCUUUCCCAAGUUUGUGUUGUAGUUGGUUUAUAGUAGGAAGUUGGAAGUUUGUUUUUGAAUCAGUCGAGUAAAAAACCAAGGCAAUUUAGCCGGUGCCCGACUGACUUUUAAACAGGUCAGUAAAGAAAAGAGAGAUGGAAAUACCGAGCGGAAACUCACAUACAGUAAGUGGAAUGGCAGCAGAAAGGUUUGACAGAAAUGCAAACAACUGCAUUCAAUAUUUAUAGUAGUUCAAUUUUAUUGUAUGCUCACAGAUAUUUUAUUCACAACACAAGACCUAAGAAUUGCCAGCAUUAUGUCAAUUAAUUACUGCACAUUUGACAAACUGUAACCUCAUUUGGCAUGCAUCUGACUAGAAUAGUGUGUAUCAAUAUGUCCAUCUGCACAUGAUAUACAUAAUAUAGAGGAUAUGUAUUUUGGCAGCAUUCAUUCGAUAUGUGGGACAGGUGUAAGACUAUAAUCUACCCUAAAUGAACUUGCAUUGUAUCUACUACUGUAGACUGACUGGGACAUUACAGUUCUUUUAUUAUUUUUUUUUAAGUUUUGGACUUGAUUUGUCGUUUUGACAGAUAAAGGCCGAAAAUUUAAAAAAAGGAGUUCAAAAGGCCUACUCAUGUUGAUACGUUGAAAUCAUGUUGAAGUCACAGAGUACUUACUCCAAUAUGGCAGAGGCUUAUCCAGUCGAACAACUGGUCUUUGAUGGGUUGAAAUAUUGUGGUAACUCAUCUUGAAUAUGGCUUUGAGGUGAUCUACCUUGCAUUUAGCAUUUCUUCAGCAUUAAAUGAUCGAUAGAAUUGGCCAAAAAUUUGCCUGUGUAGCAAGCGUGUUCAUUUAUGUGUGCCGCUGCAAUGCAGUGAAAAAGUAAAGAUUUUUCUUUAACAUUUAAAUGAUACGAACCCAGAGCACGGCAGCCGUUUACUGUGGGCGCUAGAUUUAUUACAUGUACUAGCUGGUGUCCAACAAUGCCCCUCCACCUCACGUGAACGC